Messenger RNA from Gavia stellata (red-throated loon), 1399 nucleotides. RefSeq names its product serine/threonine kinase 24 (gene STK24). Gene Ontology annotation, biological process: protein phosphorylation. The transcript is spliced from 10 exons. Lineage: Eukaryota; Metazoa; Chordata; Aves; Gaviiformes; Gaviidae. Bases 242 to 1243 code for a protein of 333 amino acids. The record is from RefSeq and is a predicted model, not a curated record. Gene Ontology annotation, molecular function: protein kinase activity; ATP binding.
AGAUCCAGAAGAACUGUUUACAAAACUGGAGAAAAUUGGUAAGGGCUCUUUUGGUGAAGUUUUUAAAGGAAUUGACAAUCGGACUCAGAAAGUGGUUGCUAUAAAAAUUAUUGACCUAGAAGAAGCAGAAGAUGAAAUAGAAGACAUCCAACAAGAAAUCACAGUGCUAAGUCAGUGUGACAGUCCAUAUGUAACUAAAUAUUAUGGAUCCUAUUUAAAGGAUACAAAAUUAUGGAUAAUAAUGGAAUAUCUGGGUGGAGGCUCUGCCCUUGAUCUAUUAGAACCUGGCUCACUUGAUGAAACCCAGAUUGCUACAAUAUUGAGGGAGAUACUCAAAGGACUUGAUUACUUGCAUUCGGAAAAGAAGAUCCACAGAGAUAUUAAAGCUGCUAACGUAUUGCUAUCUGAACAAGGAGAAGUAAAACUAGCAGAUUUUGGAGUAGCAGGACAGCUAACAGAUACACAGAUAAAGAGGAAUACCUUUGUGGGAACACCAUUUUGGAUGGCACCUGAAGUAAUAAAGCAAUCGGCAUAUGAUUCAAAGGCAGAUAUCUGGUCGUUAGGCAUAACAGCCAUAGAACUUGCAAAAGGAGAGCCACCUCAUUCAGAAUUGCAUCCAAUGAAGGUUUUGUUCCUCAUUCCUAAGAACAAUCCACCAACGCUGGAAGGAAACUUUAGUAAAUCCCUCAAAGAAUUUGUUGAGGCCUGCUUAAACAAGGACCCAAGCUUUAGACCUACUGCAAAAGAGCUCUUAAAACACAAAUUUAUUUUACGGAACUCAAAGAAAACUUCCUACCUGACUGACCUUAUUGAUAGGCACAAGAGAUGGAAGUCUGAACAAAGUCAUGACGACUCCAGUUCUGAUGACUCAGAUACUGAACCAGAUGGCCAGGCUUCAGGUGGGAGUGAUUCAGGAGAGUGGAUCUUUACAAUAAGAGAAAAAGACCCCAAGAAUCUGGAGAAUGGAGCAGCCCAGCCUUUGGAGUUGCAAAGAAAUAAGGAAAAGGAUAUCACAAAGAGGCCUCUAUCCCAAUGCCUGUCUACAGUUAUAUCCCCUUUAUUUGCAGAGUUGAAAGAGAAGAGUGAAGUGUGUGGUGGUAACACAGAUUCCAUAGAAGAACUGAGAAAGGCUAUUUAUUUAGCUGAAGAGGCUUGUCCAGGCAUUGCAGAUAACAUGGUGUCACAUCUUGUGCAAAGGCUUCAGAGAUAUGCGCUAGCUGGAGGAAGUACUGCAUCCUACUGAUGUGCCGUUCCUGACUUUUCUAAGACAACAGAGGUCCCACGGUGUCUGCAUCGAUGGUGCGCACCCUAAUGUUGUUCUGCCCCUCAGUUACUGGAAUGUCCUUUGGUGGAAGGACAUUCCUAAAUGUGCAAGAGUGAAAAUGAAGUCUCUUGGAUG